AUGACUUCUACUGUUCUUGUUACUGGAGCCAGUGGCUUCCUUGGUCGAGCAGUUUUUAAUACUUUUCAACACUCUGGUGUGUUGGUCGUUGGGCAGGGAUUCUCCCGAGCUGCCCCGCCUACUAUCUUGAAGGCCGACCUCGAGAAGGGUGAAGACAUUCAGAGGUUAUUUGAUGAAGUGAAACCCCAAAUCGUCAUUCAUUGUGCCGCAAACAAGUCCCCCGACCUCUGUGAGAAGAACCCGGAUCAAGCCCGCAAGGUCAAUGUCGACGCCACUCGCGCAUUGGCAAAAGAAUGCCAGGACCGCAGCAUCUUCCUCAUCUACAUCUCCACCGACUAUGUCUUCCCCGGUACUGAAGGGGAAGCACCCUACGAGGCCGACUCUGAGACCAAGCCGGCUAACUUAUACGGACAAUUAAAACUCGACGGCGAGAAGGCCGUUCUGGAAGAAACCAAAGAUUCAGCUCUGGGUGUCGUGCUGCGCGUCCCCGUGCUGUACGGUAACGCCAAGGAGAACUCCGAGAGUGCCGUGAACACUCUUGUCGACGCGGUUAAGAAGGCUACGGAAGAAGGUGCCGGCGUGAACAUGGAUGAUUGGGCUCUACGUUAUCCCACUAACACGGAGGAUGUCGCCCGCGUGUGCCGUGACAUUGUCAUCAAGUACCUGCGUGAGAAGGAGAAGCGCAAGGAGUUGCCUCGCAUCUUGCAAUUCUCUUCCGAGGACCGUAUGACUAAGUAUGAGAUUUGCCAGAAAUUGGCUCAGGUUCUUGGUGUUGCGACUCCCGGUAUGAUUCCCAAUAAGCAGGGCAAUGAUCCCAAUGCUGGUGUUAGUCGGCCUUAUGAUACGCAUCUUUCCACCAAGGCUCUAACUGAUUUGGGAAUCGAUGUACGUACGAUGGACUUUAUUGCGUGGUGGCGUCGCGAGUUGGGUGCCUAUAGAAAAUAA
Messenger RNA from Penicillium soppii, 945 nucleotides. Its product is annotated as dTDP-4-dehydrorhamnose reductase family protein. Gene Ontology annotation, cellular component: methionine adenosyltransferase complex. Gene Ontology annotation, molecular function: methionine adenosyltransferase regulator activity. Gene Ontology annotation, biological process: S-adenosylmethionine biosynthetic process. Lineage: Eukaryota; Fungi; Ascomycota; Eurotiomycetes; Eurotiales; Aspergillaceae. The record is from RefSeq and is a predicted model, not a curated record. The transcript is spliced from 4 exons. The coding region runs from base 1 to 945 and encodes 314 amino acids.